GAACCGGUUCGCUCGUGAUAUCCUACUAGUGGGAUUAUACACUAGUAAUCGUGUGCCUGCCAGUGGGAGGUUUAUAACACUGGCCAUGACUAAUAGAGGAGACCACUAUGUGAUUUUACUUUGCAUUAAUGGUUUGUUAUUGAAACGCUCUGUUUAUGUUUCAACCGAUUAUUUGGCAUGCUUUAAAUUUUGAUUCCGGGGACCCAUGUUUACUUACUGAGAUAUUUUAUCUCACGGUUUCCUUGUCCACCAUUUCAGAUGGCUCCGAAACGGUGUGGACGCCCGAGGGGUAGCCGUAAGGAUCAGGGCACUCCUCCGAUCCCAGAUGCUAGUCCCCCUGCCCAAGCUGCUCCGCAGGAGGGAGGGACGAGCAAUCCUCAAGUGGCCAGCUUUGUUCAGGAAAUUAUGGCAGAGAUAAGACGCCAAGUAUCUCCUGCCACAAGUGUACCACCUCCAUCCCCGGUGGUCUCCACUCUUAUGGCCCAUGGUCUAAUUUCCCAUGUUCCUAUUUCUUUUGCUCUUGCGGUGCCUAGCUGGAAGGUCUAUAAAAAGUUCCAGAAGAUGAUGACUAAGGGAUUUGAUGGUACCGCGGGUUUUGAGCAGGUGGGAUCGUGGAUUACCGAGGAGAGUUCUCUGAAGCUGCACCAAGGAGAGCUUGAAUUGAGCACCUGGGAUGGUUUUAAGAAGGUGUUCAUGCAGGAGUACAUACUGGACAGCAAAAGUCGAGAACUGCAAAGGGAAUUUGCAGAUUUAAAGCAAGGGUCAAGUACUGUUGAGCAAUACAAGGAGGAGUUUGACCGCUAUCUGCCUUUUGUGGGUAGCCAAGUUGGCGAUGAGCAAGCCAAGGCCGACAAAUUUCUGUGGGGCUUAAAUUCUGACAUUUAUUUGGCGGUAAACCAAUUUAAACCCGCCACUUAUCGAGAGGCUGCGGACAGAGCUAUAGAUCAGGAGAAGGCUAUGGCUAGAGUCAAGUCCUCAGGGCAGCCUAGUGGUGGGUCAUCCCUUGGGAAGAGGAAAUUUGAUGGGAGCCAUCGAUCCCUUUUCCUUGCACCGCCUAAGUCUGAAAUCAGCAAGGGUUCUGAAUGGUCAGGAGCCACCAAGACAGUGAGUCAAGCAUCAACAGCCCAACAUGCUCGUCCUACUCAACUUAUUUGCCGUGUUUGGACAUCGGAUUGCAAAUUGUCCACUACUAGACCCCAAGACUCAGGGCACUCAACCUACCUCUCCAUAGGGUUCUACCAGUCAGGGGGCGCAGAAAUAGAGUACCGGAGUUCGGACAAGAGCCCAGCAGGCGAGAGUGCAAGAGGGGUGAUGACUACUAGGGAGGUGUGUAGAACUGUGGAUAUUUAUGUUGUUGGUAGACAGUUGAGUGCUAGUUUGUUUGUUUUAGAUAUCUCCAAUUUUGAUAUCAUUUUGGGGAUGGAUUGGUUGUCAAAACACUUUGCCUCUAUAGACUGUCACUGGAAAUGGGCUCAGAAAUAUCUUGUAAAUGGUUGCCAGGGUUUCCUAGUCUCCGUUACUGAUGCUAGUAGUGUGACAUCGAGACUAGAGGACAUACCGGUGGUGCGUGAGUUUCCGGAGGAUCUCCCAGGUUUAGCUCCGGAUAGAGAGAUUGAAUUUGCUAUUGACUUUGUUCCUGGCACCGGACCCGUUUCCAAAGCACCAUACCGUAUGGCUCUUGCAGAAUUGAAGGAGUUAAAGGUCCAGCUGGAGGAACUCCUUGAGAAAGGGUUUAUACGCCCUAGUGUGUCACCUUGGGGAGCUCUAGUGUUGUUCGUCAAGAAGAAGGAUGGUAGCAUGAGGCUAUGCAUUGAUUACCGAGAAUUGAAUAAGGUGUUUUCUAAGAUUGAUCUUCGAUCUGGCUACCACCAGUUGAAGAUUAAACCGGAUGAUGUGCCAAAGACUGCCUUUCGCACCCGUUAUGGUCAUUAUGAAUUCAUAGUCAUGCCAUUUGGCUUGACAAAUGCCCCUGCUAGAUUUAUGGAUUUGAUGAAUCGGGUGUUUAGCAAGUACCUAGAUCAGUUCGUGGUUGUCUUCAUUGAUGACAUUUUGAUCUACUCUUCUAGCCGCAUUCUUCAUGAAAAGCACUUAAGGACAGUCCUCGAGACAUUGAGAAGUGAGAGGCUGUUUGCUAAAUUUAAGAAGUGUGAAUUUUGGCUAGACAAUGUUGCAUUCCUAGGUCACGUGGUGACUAAGGAUGGAAUCUCUGUUGACCCCCAGAAGAUUGAGGCCGUGGUUGAUUGGAAAAGGCCGAAUAGUGUUGCAGAAAUCCGUAGUUUUCUGGGAUUGGCUGGUUAUUACCGCCAAUUUGUGGGGGAUUUCUCUAGAAUUGCUCUGCCAAUGACUCAUCUUAUCAGGAAGGACACCAAGUUUGAGUGGACCCCAGAGUGUGAGAAGAGCUUUUUGACCUUGAAGGAGAAGUUGGUCACUGCUCUUGUACUUGCAUUUCCAAUUAAUGGGAAAAUAUUCACUAUAUAUAGUGAUGCCUCUAAAAAGGGUUUGGGAUGUGUCUUGAUGCAAAAAGAUAGGGUUAUUGCAUAUGCUUCUUGGCAGUUAAAGCCUUAUGAAGAAAAUUACCCUACCCAUGAUCUGGAGUUGGCAGUUGUAGUAUUUGCACUCAAGAUCUGGAGGCAUUAUCUGUAUGGUGAGACUUGUGAAAUCUUCACUGAUCACAAGAGCCUUAAGUAUAUUUUCACUCAAAAGGAGCUUAAUAUGAGGAAGUCCUUUGGCAUUGCCUCUAGCAUCCUUGCCACUCAAAAGGAGUUACUUGAGGAUCUUGUGAAAUUGGAUGUGGAGUUGAGAGUGGACAACACUACGGCUUAUCUAGCUACUCUCAGUGCACAACCAGCAUUAUUAGAUAGAAUUAAACUUGGCCAACAAAAAGAUUCCUCCUUGCAAAAGAUGAAGGAAAAAGUAAGAGCCAGGGAACCCCAUAUGCAAGGAUUCAGAAUUUCUGAUGAUAGACUCUGUGGUUUGGUGACGGCUGUGUGUACCGAGAGAUCAUGCUUUGAGGCUACAUUUUGGUGGCGGAACAUGAAGAGGGAGAUAGCUAGAUUUGUCUCACAAUGCCUGACUUGCCAAAAGGUCAAGGCUGAACAUCAGAGACUUCCUGGAAAACUACAGCCGUUACCUAUUCCUCAGUGGAAGUGGGAAAACAUCACCAUGGACUUUGUGACUGGAUUACCACGAACCUUAAAGGGUAGUGAUUCCAUCUGGGAAGUAGUCAAGCUACAUGGAGUCCCUGUGUCUAUUGUGUCAGAUAGAGAUACUAGAUUUUUAUCUCAUUUCUGGACAAGUUUACAGCAGGCACUUGGUACUCAAUUAAAUUCCAGCACGGCCUUUCAUCCUCAAACUGAUGGGCAAUUUGAGAGAACUAUUCAGAUACUUGAGGACAUGUUGAGGGCUUGUGUUCUAGAUUGGAAGGGUUUGGCAUCAAGGGGAAAAUUGAGUCCGAGGUAUAUUGGACCAUAUCCCAUCUUGGAAAGGAUUGGCGAGGUAGCUUAUAAAUUGGAGUUGCCUGGAAAUCUAGCGGGUGUUCAUGAUGUGUUCCACGUGUCCUCACUUCGAAAGUAUGUCCCCGACCCGAGUCACAUCAUUAAUCCCAAACCAAUUCAACUCCGGGAGGAUCUCACUUAUGACGAGCACCCGAUCCGCAUUUUAGAUUUCAAGGAGAGGAUGAUGCGGAGAAGGACCAUUCUUUUUGUUAAGGUCCUCUGGGACAACCAUUCGAUUGAAGAAGCUACUUGGGAGUUGGAAUCCAAGAUGAGGCAGGAACAUCCGCACCUCUUCCAAGAUUGAGGUAUGAGUUUAGGGGACUAAACUCCUUUUUAGGAGGGGGGAUGUAAUAUCCCAAAAUUUCAAGAACAAAUAAGUGUGAGUUAG
Molecule: messenger RNA, 3882 nt
Organism: Rubroshorea leprosula
Lineage: Eukaryota; Viridiplantae; Streptophyta; Magnoliopsida; Malvales; Dipterocarpaceae
Source: the annotation of a GenBank genome assembly